UCCUAAUCUACUGACUGAAAAAUAUCGGUAGGUAAUACUGAAGAUUUCAAUACACCUAGCAAAUAGGAAGAAGGCGGAACCGGAGAGUCCGCCAUCCCUGCCUUUUAGUGGCUAAAGCAGUUUUGGCGCGCUUAGCGCUAAGGAUUGUGGGUAGUCCUGGGGCUGGUUGCGUGAGAGGGGUUGGGUGAGGGUCUUACAAGUAGGAGCCGUCAUGUCGGGGGAAGAAGACGACCCUGCUGGGGACGCCCAGUGCCAAGUACGGGCCGCCAUCGACCAUCUCUGUCAGGAGCUCAACUUGGAUACUAGCAGCGCCGCCGAGGCCCUUCGGGACUUCACUGCACUGCGAGGCACCUACAGCCUGGAGGGGGAAACAGUACAUUGGUUGGCCUGUGCUCUCUAUGUCGCUUGCCGUAAGAGUAUUAUCCCCACUGUAGGAAGUGGCCUGAGGGAAGGAAACUGUGUCUCACUGACUAGGAUACUGCGCUCAGCAAAACUAAGUUUAAUUCAGUUUUUUAGUAAAAUGAAAAAGUGGAUGGACAUGUCAAAUUUGCCUCAGGAGUUUCGAGAGCGAGUGGAGAGGCUGGAGAGAAAUUUUGAGGUGUCCACAGUAAUUUUCAAGAAGUUUAAGCCAAUAUUUUUGGUCAUAUUUAAAAAUCCUUAUGAAGAACAACCAAAGCUGCAAAGAAGCAGAAAACAGAGACGGGUGCCCUGCAGUGUUAAAGACCUAUUCAACUUUUGUUGGACACUAUUUGUUUAUACAAAGGGUAAUUUCAGUAUGAUUGGAGAUGAUUUAGUGAACUCAUACCAUUUGCUUCUAUGCUGCUUGGAUUUGAUUUUUGCAAAUGCACUUCGGUGUCCACAUAAGAGAGAUUUAUUGAAUUCAUCUUUCAAAGGUUUGCCACAAGACUUCCAUUCUGCUGACUUCAGGACUUCUGAAGCCCCUCCAUGCAUUAUUGCCACACUCUGUGAAUUACACGAUGGUCUUUUGGUAGAAGCUAAGGGGAUAAAGGAACAUUACUUCAAACCAUAUAUCUCAAAGCUCUAUGAUAGGAAGAUUUUAAAAGGAGACUGUCUUUUGGAUCUUAGUAACUUUGCAGACAACAACAAAGCAUUGAAUAAGGAAUAUGAAGAAUUUGUUCUGACAGAAGGAGACUUUGAUGAGAGAGUUUUCUUAGGGGCAGAUGCAGAAGAAGAAAUUGGAACUCCUCAGAAGUUUUCUACUGAUAUGCCAUCUGGGAAGGUGAUGACAAAAGUUCACAUGGAGUGUUACCUUCAACAGCAUUUUGAGAAGAAAAGAUCCUUUGCACCCUCAACUCCCUUGACUGGCAGGAGAUACCUUAGAGAGAAGGAACCAGUGAUUACUCCUGUUGCUUCUGCAACACAGAGCGUAAGCCGGUUACAAAGCAUUGUGGCAGGGGUGAAAAAUGCACCAAGUGAACAGCUUAUAGCUAUUUUUGAGUCUUGUAUACGAAAUCCUAUGGAAACUAUAAUGAACAGAAUGAAAGACAUAGGUGAAGCUUUUUGUCAGAACUAUACCCGGUCAACUGAUGAUCAGCCAGGAUCUCACAUAGAUUUUGCUGUUAAUCGAUUAAAACUGGCAGAAAUUCUUUAUUAUAAAAUCUUGGAAACCGUAAUGGUUCAAGAAAUACGAAGGCUGCAUGGCAAAGACAUGUCUGCCCUUUUAGAGCAAGAUAUUUUCCAUCGUUCCUUGCUCGCAUGUUGUUUGGAAAUUGUGCUGUUUGCAUAUAGUUCACCACGAACUUUCCCCUGGAUCAUUGAGGUUCUUCAUCUCAGGCCAUUCUAUUUUUAUAAGGUGAUUGAAGUAUUGAUUCGAUCAGAAGAAGGACUCUCUAGAGAUAUGGUAAAACAUCUCAACAGCAUUGAGGAACAGAUUCUUGAAAGCCUAGCCUGGACAAAAGAUUCUGCUCUGUGGGGUGCCCUCCAAGCAUCAGAAAAUAAGGUUCCUACCUGUGAAGAAGUAAUAUUUCCAUGUAAUUUUGAAACGGGGAAUGGAGGAAGAGGACUAGGACAUCUUCCUAUGAUGCCAGUAUCUCCCAUAGUGCAUCCUCGAUUAAAAGAGGUUCGAACAGAUCUUGGGGGAAGUCUUAGACGGGACAUGCAACCAUUGUCUCCAAUUUCUGUUCAUGAUCGUUAUAGUUCUCCUGUGGCAGGAAGUGCUAAGAGGAGGCUUUUUGGAGAUGAAAGCCCAAAAGAAAAACCAGCAGAUAAAAAUGUGACUGAAGGGACUAGACUGAAAAUUGCCCCAAUGUCAAGCUUUAUUGAUGAAAAUGUGUCUGUGUCAACGGAGCAGACAAUUCUUGCCAUGGCAACAGCUACAGUAACAGGACAGAAAAUUACUUUGCAUGGUUUUGCAAAUGAUACUGGAGGGAUCACUUUACUACCCAUUUCAGUCAACUUAUCUGAAGAAUCUAAAGUGGACAGCCAUGGACAAGUGCCCCUCACUGCUCAAGCUUUAAUCAGUGUGUCCCCAAGUCAACCUCAUAUGACUCAAGCACAAGAGGCAUAUCAGUCAGCAGGAAGCAAGCCAAAGAAAACUGGAUCUCUGGCACUCUUUUUCAGAAAGGUGUAUCAUCUGGCAAGUGUGCGGUUGCGUGAUCUGUGCUUAAAACAGGAUGUUUCCAUUGAUUUGCGCAGGAGAAUAUGGACAUGUUUUGAAUUCACGUUAGUUCAUUGUACAGAUCUAAUGAAAGAUAGGCACUUGGAUCAGCUCCUCCUCUGUGCUUUUUACAUUAUGGCAAAGGUGUCCAAAGAGGAAAGAACUUUUCAGGACAUAAUGAAAAGCUAUAGAAACCAGCCACAAGCAAAUAGCCAUGUCUACAGAAGUGUUUUACUGAAAAAUGUGUCUACAGAGGUAGCAUUAGAUAUAAAACAAGAAGAGAUGUCACAAGAAGACUCCCCCAGGAAGAUGAACUGUUUACCUAUAAGAACAAAAACAGAAAUUUCCAAAGACUUGGAAAAGGAGGAGAGAGGGGAUCUAAUAAAAUUUUACAACACCAUCUAUGUAGGAAGAGUGAAAACCUUUGCACUGAAAUAUGAUGCUUCCAGCCAUGAUAAUGUGACAUCAAUCUUGGAAUAUUGCCUUCCCGUGGAAAUUGAAAGAACAUUUAAUGAAGGAAAUUUAAAUAAGGGCAACUUUACUCCAGUUAUGGCAGACUCACUGAAUUUUACUUCCUUGGUGAAUGAUGAAGAUAGCAGAGAGCUCCAGCUGGGAGAGUUUCCAGAUACUUGUGAUCAAGAACAGAUGGGCAAUUGGUCUCUUUUCCCAGAAUUCACAUGCAGAAAUUAUUUUUUAUCAUCUCCUGAAGAUGGCACAUUUUUGCACACUUCUGGCACUGUACAGCAAGACAACUCACUGGUGGAAGCACCUCCCCUUUCCCCUUUUCCUAGCAUUAAACAACCACCAGUGUCUCCUCGACGGAUAUCCCAGCAACAUUCUGUUUAUGUUUCACCACAUAAGAAUAGUGCUUGCUUGACACCCAAGACCGCCCUAUUAUAUAAAUUUAAUGGGAGCCCUUCUAAGAGUUUGAAGGAAAUCAACAAUAUGAUAAAACAAGGAGGGCAGAGAGCUAAGAAGAGAGCAAUAUCAAUUGACAGUGACACAGAAUCACCAGCAAAGAGACUGUGCCAGGAGAAUGAUGAUGUUUUACUUAAACGUCUUCAGGAUGUUGUCAGUGAAAGAGCAAAUCGUUAGGUCCACAGGAAUACUGGGGGGACCAAAGCUUGUUCAGAUCUAUCUUGUGUAGCUCAAAACACUGCCCUCUCUUUCAGCUUCCUAUUUUGCUUAUGGUAGGAAGAUGAUGGACUAAUCAAAGCAUUGAAAUGUACUGGUUUUUUGAUACUUCCUUUUUAAAAGUGAAACUUAACAGGUUUUGAUCUUUCAUCCUACAGCUUAUGAAUGUUAUAUAGCAGCAUUCUGUAUAUAAAAUGUGUACAGAAGUUUCUUUGAAAGCUAUAAAAGUUGUGUAUUUUAACAUUUCAUGUAUAUUUGAACAGUAGCAAACCAUUUAAACUCAAAUAACUCCAGUGGUAAAUGCUAACUGAUGAAUGUUCCAAUGCAGAUUAGAAGUUGUGCAUUUUUUAAGUAGCUAAUUGCUUUUUAAGUUAUAUUUUGAAAGUUGGAGCCAAUUCUUAUUAUGUGGUCCAGGAUUUUCAUGCUGCAAACCAUCACAUGUUAGGGAAGUAAUAACCAGUCAGUCAUUCCUUAGGGUGCAAUCCAACUUGUCGAAGGCUGGCAGAAGUGGAGCUGGUGAAAGAGGUCGCCACAUCCAUCUACGUUCAGGAGCUGCUGGGAGGGGAGGAUGCUGGCUGUGCCUGCAGGGCGCAGUGGAGGAAACUAAAUACAUGUUCUUUCCGCCACUCCUUUUACUGGCUGCCAGGACAGGGCCACAGAAUUGAGCCAAACAGGCUCAGGGUGUGGCAUACUUUAUCCUCCCCUUGGUUCUGCCCCCAACUCAUGCUGCAAUGCCCCUUUUUCAGGCCUUCUGCUGGCUCCACGCUGGCCCAAACAGGCCUGGUGGGGGUGUUCUGCAGCUGCGUCCAGGGUGAACUUCUGCCAGCAGAGCCCGCCACCCUACAUCCUUCCUCCUCUGGCGCAGCUACACAGCAUCCUGAAGCCCCUCAGCCUGGUGUAUCUACCAGGAGAAUUGUGCCCUUAGUGUGAUUAUUCUCUUGGUUUGAAGUUCACUUCAAAAAUACAUUGGUUUUUAUUCUUUAAAAGAAAAUUAUUACCUUCUGUGCAUUAUUUUAAUGUGAAGUAAGUAGGACAGUAUAUAAUGUUUACUUUUAAUGAUUCACGUGGUUAAACCAGAUGUUUGCUAUUUCUUGGUGGAAUGAAAAGGUGUCACCUUUUAAUCAGAUGCUUGGAUAGUGUUUUGAUUUUGAAUCAUGAGCAUAACGGUAAAGUGCUGUACUCUUAGCUGCAGCUACAAUGGCAAACUUAUUGAAACAGGGAUUGGGAUUGUUGCUUUUUGGAUUUUGCUUUUGCUGCUGAUACAACAGCAAAAGUGAAAGUGGUAUUCAGUCUUUUAUCACAGCCUGUAUUGGGGAAAUGUCUAUUCUUUUGCUACCUCAUCUGAAUUUGCUUUCUUAAAGAGGCAGUGAGUUCUGCUUUUAGACAGAAGCGCUCCUUGUAACUCCCAGAGUUUACAGUGCAAUCUCUGUAGUGCUGCUAACCUACAUACUGUACGCCACUUGUGAAACCAGGUCGCUCACACUCUUCAGUUGCUGUGUUAGUUCAUCCUCUAACAUGGCUGUUCACACUUGAUGAACUUGGCUAUACAUUACUACUGCUUGCAAAGGAAGCAGCUGUCUCUGUCUCACAUUCCAAAGACCUUAUUCCUGCAACUGUCCCAAUAUGCAGGGAAAGCUGCAGUGAUUUGAAGCACUGACUGAGCCUUUCUCUUCUCUUAGGUAGAAAAAAAUAUCCCCACCAGGACAUAGGAGUAGGAAAACCACCAUGCCUGAGGGGAAGUAGUCAUGUUUAUAGCUUGAGAAUUAACUGGUCCCCCAUACACAUUGUAAUGUUUAUGGGGAAUUAUUUUUUAAAAAACAAUUCAGCAAGCAACAGGGUACUUUGGACAAUACAUUGUUCUUAGGACUUGCUGGGGCUCUCACUCCUUCUGAAGAAGACAGGAACAAAUGAGGAUUGAGCCAGUGCUUUAAUCCACUCCAUCUUUUCUACCUGUUGGACUACUUGAUGGCAGGAAACCUUUGGUAUUCUAAACAGUCAGAGCUGGUUGCUUCUCCUAUGAACAGCUACUAUUUGUAGCCAGUGUUAUUAGAUUCCUGUUGUUAGCUCCUAUCCCGAAAAGCAUAAUUUUGCUUGUGUAGUAUCUACACAAAUGUAAGCCUUGUUGAAUUGGGUGUAUUUGUAUAUAAGAUGAUUAUGUAACUAUUGUAGGGGUUUAGUCUUUGUUUUCUGUCAUUGGCAAGGGGUACCAACUUUCAACCCUUGAUGCUAAAAGGUCUCUAAAGAAUGCAUUUGUCUAGGGGCGCAAUCCAACUCGUUGGAGGGUGGCAGUCGCAGAGGUGGUGGAAGUGGCUACCACAUCCAACCUCCAUUCAGGAGCCGCUGGGAAGGGAGGAUGCUGGCUGUGCCAGCAGGACUCAGUGGAAGGAAACAAAAUGCAUGUUCCUUUCCUCCACCCCUUUCCUGGAGUAUCGGCUGCUGGGAUGGGAGAUGCAGGACCCAGUCGAAUGGGCUCAGGAUGUGGUGUAAGUUCCCCUCCCCUUAGUUCCACCCCCAGAACACCCCUUUUUCAGGCCUUGCACCAGUCUUGGCUGAGCCAGCUGGGCUCCAGCUGCACAUAGGAGGCAACAGAGUGCCCCAGCUGGGCUCCGGCUGCACACGGGGGGAAUUCUGCCAACAAAGCCUGGCUGCACUGAUACCCUUCUCCACAGCUACAUUGACACCCUUUCUCCUCCGCUGCAGUUAUGCUGUCCUGAAGCCACUCAGCCCAGUGUAACUGUCAGGAGGAUUGUGCCCUAGGAGUACUUUAUGAAAGCAUUGGAAAUGUAAAGGUUACCAGUUUGGCAUUCUGGGGAGAGAGUUGGUUAGUUGGACAAAUUGUUGAAUCCUCAGCCCUAUUGGGCUUAUGCUAGCAAGGCAGAAAGUGUGUAUGCAUUGUCUGUCUCUCUCUCUCACACACACAAACACACAAUUUCCCAUCUCAUUGGUCUUAAAGAAAGGGAAGAUAACUGGCGUCCCGUGACUGGCGUACUUUUCCCCCUUUAUCUGGGAGCAUGUUGGCCUUUAGUCAAGAUUUUGAUAUACUGAAGUUUACUAGUCUAAUGGACAAUAAGACCAAACAUUACCAACUAAUCUGAGAAACAAUUAUAGUGCUGUAUGACAGAAACCUAAGUAUAUUUGUGUUUUAAUAACUGGCUAGGGAAGGAAAAUUCCCAAGUGCUGCAAGAUCUAAAUAUUAUGCUUUAUAUAAAAUAAGUAGCCCUGUGGCAAUGACAGCUUUGAAAAAGAUAUGUUACUUUUUGAAGUUUGUUACAUUUUACAGUGUAGCAUAAAAAUACACUGAGCUCUAUACCCUUUUAGCUAGAUGUAGUUAUUUUAGUGCAUUUUUCCAGUUGGUUCCCAUGCAUGCUUUCUCAAUUUAUCUGCCCUCCAGACAUACUUGUAUUUUCAGGUCUUAUCUCAAAGGCUGAUGCUGACAUUUUUACUAAUAAUGAUUUGACUGGGUUGUAUUAACAUUUGUAUUAAUUAAUACAUUUGUAUUAAUUAGUUCAUUUACAAGAGGCUAUUGAUGCUCCAGAUUAAAUAUUUGGCUUGCUGGAAGAAAAUUAAACAUUUAUUAUAUUUUGGAAACAUCUUUGUAAAUAUGAAUCUUA
Messenger RNA from Rhineura floridana, 7362 nucleotides. It is a transcript of the gene RBL1, whose product is annotated as RB transcriptional corepressor like 1. The coding region runs from base 212 to 3712 and encodes 1166 amino acids. Gene Ontology annotation, biological process: cell differentiation; negative regulation of G1/S transition of mitotic cell cycle; regulation of transcription by RNA polymerase II. Gene Ontology annotation, molecular function: RNA polymerase II transcription regulatory region sequence-specific DNA binding. The record is from RefSeq and is a predicted model, not a curated record. Gene Ontology annotation, cellular component: nucleus; transcription regulator complex; chromatin. NCBI's taxonomy places the organism in Eukaryota, Metazoa, Chordata, Lepidosauria, Squamata, Rhineuridae. The transcript is spliced from 23 exons.